This is a messenger RNA of Adineta ricciae, 1248 nucleotides long. The record is from the annotation of a GenBank genome assembly. Lineage: Eukaryota; Metazoa; Rotifera; Eurotatoria; Adinetida; Adinetidae.
AUGUUUUCAUUGAAAGAAAUCUUUUUUCAACCACUUAAAUGUCAACCGAAUAUCAAUACAUUACAUAUCUAUCGAAAUCCAAUCACAGGAAAUCAAGAAAUCUUUCUUAUCGGCCUCGAUGGUCUCGGCGUGAUUGUUGAAUAUCUGCAAAAGACAAAUGAAUGUAAAGCGUAUUCGGUCUCAUUACAAGAUUUUCAAGCUGAUUGUCGAAUAUUGAGUGUGGAAAUCUUACCGACAACGAAAUACAACACAUCUCCGGCGCUUAUAUAUGGUUAUGCUAAGACAACAGGCAUAUCGAACAGUGACGAUGGUACAAGUUUUUGUUUUGAUCGAGUGCAGAUCGUCGAUAACACUAUUAAAUCGUCUGUACAAAAUCGGUCUUUAACAUUCGCUCCGAAAUUUCUGAAAACAAUCAUAACAAAAAAUUUGACUACGACUGAUAAUGAAGUUAUUCUCGUUGUCGCAGGAGGUGAAAAAUUAGCAUUUUUCAGUGAAAAAAAUGAACGAGUGCUACAAGAUAUUACAAAAAUCAUCGAUUUAUAUCUACCUGAACUUAGUCAUACCAGUGGAGAUGUAUGUGCAAUGGAUAUUGUAACGAUAUCUGACUUGGAAACCAAUCAAUUGAAACAACGGUUAAUCGCAUGUGGUCAUUCAAAUGGUUUACUGAACUUAUACAUAACCGAUGUGCAAUCAGAUGGAACAGUCAAAACUGUACAUAAAACACGUGAAUUUGAUAGUUUUAUCAGUAGUGUCAAGUUCUUUUAUCACAAUCAAAAACCGCUUGAUGGCGAACAGCCACAUCUACUCGUCACUAGUUCUCUUGAACCAGCGUUGAUCUACCGAAAUGUUACGUUGAAUAUCUUUGCUGAUCCAGUCGUUCUUUCCGGUACUGAAACUCAAGAUUGUAUAACAUCGAGUUGCGUUUGCGAUAUUGAUCUCGAUGGAAAAAAUGAAAUUCUAUUGGGUACAUUUGGCAAAUAUUGUUUCAUUUGUCGCGUACCAAUCGAUAAUCGUAAAACCGAUGCUGUUGAAGGAUUAACCUUUGUCGGUGAAACGUUUCCAGUGUGUCGCGCAUUGUCAUUAGCAGCAUCUGCAUACGGUAUUCUUGCAUUUGACCUUACUAACGAUGGUCUUCAUGAAAUCGUUAUUGCUACAACCAAAGGCUUACAUAUAUAUCAAUUAGAAUUGGAUGAAGUAGUGAAAUUAAUUGAAAAUCGCUUAGAAAAGAAAAAACUCGAACAAAAUUAA